AAUGUUGGGAAAAAGCGAAAAAGACGCUCAACUAGCGGCGUCAUUCGUUAUUUUAUAUCAAGUUCUUCCAAAUUUACAAAAAACCGAUAUCUUUAACUUUGAUGGCUUAAACGAAAAUCUUCAACAGGCUUCCUUCUCCGAAAUCUAUGAUAAUAACAAAAGAGAGGCGAUUGAUAAAGAUAAGAAUCUAAGAGAUAGCAAAAAUUUUCUAGAAUUGAACGCUAAGCUAGAGAGCUAUUGCGGAGAUGUUAUUCAAUCUCGCAGAGUGAGGAUAAUGCAAAAGCAUUAUGGUAUUGGUCAUAUGAAAUUAAGUGGGAUAAAAGAUUCUAAAAGCCAUUGGAUAUUGUCAAACAACGGCCAGUAUCUUAUAAAGGUUAUCAGUCAUUUAAAGUCUCCCCGUUCGUCGAACAGUGAUAAAACACCCCCUCGUAUUGACUUGAAAGAUAUUUCGCAAGUAAAUAACUUCAAAUCGGAAAGUUUCACCAUAAAGAUCCGAUCAGCAGAGGCGAAAUGUAGCUAUAUCGAACUUGUAAUGCACUUUAGAAAUGAUCAAAUAUGUAAGGCGUGGUUCUAUGGUUUAGAGAGUAUAAUAAGGAGAGAAAAUAUUAUCGUCGAUGACGAAGGAAGAGAAGAAUUGCACCAAUUAAUUCUUAAUGAAAUACAAGUGAGAUUAAUGACGCUUGAUUUAUAUAGUCUAGAGGCUCCCGAAUGUACUGCUAACGUGACACCCCCACCUCCAGAUCCCCUAUUCGAUUGA
Messenger RNA from Dimorphilus gyrociliatus, 757 nucleotides. NCBI's taxonomy places the organism in Eukaryota, Metazoa, Annelida, Polychaeta, Dinophilidae. The record is from the annotation of a GenBank genome assembly.